This is a messenger RNA of Homalodisca vitripennis (glassy-winged sharpshooter), 3543 nucleotides long. RefSeq lists its product as uncharacterized. The coding region runs from base 328 to 984 and encodes 218 amino acids. Lineage: Eukaryota; Metazoa; Arthropoda; Insecta; Hemiptera; Cicadellidae. The transcript has 3 exons. The record is from RefSeq and is a predicted model, not a curated record.
UUUGAAACCAAGACCGGUGACCGGGCAUAUAGCCAUUCCGAAAAUAAAUUCAUCAUUUGUUUUUAUUUUGUGUUGUACGUAGGUUUGGUUAGAAUGAUAAAUACUGUAUAUUUUGAUUUAAUUGUUUGUAAAAUCUCAGUAUCCCAAUUAUACAGUGAAAUGCAAAGCUUUUUCUUGAAAUAAAUUGAAGAAAAGGAUAAAUGUCAUAAAAUUUAACUUUGUUGAGAAGAAAUUUCUAGCAAAACAGUAAGCCUAUUGUACAUUAGAAGACAUAUCAUUUUGGACGAUCUAGCACGUGGUCUGAGGUUGGAAAAGUACCGAUCAGAAAUGCCCCUGGCCAUCAGUGUGGACCUCAUUUGCGCCUUCGGCACCAUCCCGCACUUCUGGUCACAUAAACGCACUGCUGAAGUUUGUGGCAAAUUAUGCACUGCUCCAGAUGGUGAUUACUUUGUUACCUGUUCUUUCGAUCCAAACCACAUACUUCUCCGUUCCAAGAUGCCUUAUCAUAUCAUUAAAUGUGUCAAGCAGCAUCCAGGUCAUAACAAAAUACAAUGUCCAUAUGACUCCACUGAGUAUAUUGACCCAGAGGAGUUCCCAAAUCAUCUCGUUACAUGUGAAUCCAAGAAAAGCAUAUUUUCAGGUACAUAUGAAACUGCUGAACUGAAAGCAUCUGGAACUACUUGUAACAUCCAGCCAACUCCAUACUUCCAUGAGUCUGCACCGAAGACAGAUGAAGAGUGGGGUAUCCCACGUGCACCAUGUGAGGAAGUAGAGGAUGAGCCGUUGGUGGGAGUGGGACGUGGUGUAUCAUUACCGGGAAAGAAAAGAGUUGCACCUGUGAAGCGGGGAAUGGGUCGAGCAGAACUUUUAAGACACAUCUUCCAAAAAUAUCAGGAAGAACAAGAUUGUCCAGGUUCACUUUCUUCAAGUAGUAAAGAAGAAACAUUAAGUGUUGCUAGUACUGGACAGUUUGAUGAUGUUUAGAAGUUCUGUUGUUUAAUGGUGAAUUCUAGCUUUAGUUUUAAUUUUUUUUUAACAAAUCCUAUUUUACUUCUUAUAUACUGAGCAUAAAAUGCUUCAAAAUAUAAAAAGCAACAGUCACUUACCCUGACAAUUUUUGGAUGGGUGGAAUGGAAAAAUAAAAUAAAAGAGAAGUGUUUAUUGCCCAAAAACAUUUUUAUAGAAUACCCACAGUGUUUGGAUGUAUUUCCCUUAAUGAACAUUUUCAAGCUGCAAUUUCUCCCUUUUGUUAUUAUUUAAAAAUGUAAUACAAAAGAAAAAUGUUGGCUCAAUCAUAUAUCUAAUUUUUAUUCUUAAGUCAAAAACUGAAUUGAAAAUUUAAAAAAAAAUACAGAAUAGUCAGUGAUCAGAAACGCAAUCAUUCUGGAGAUACAAUUUGUGACAAACCGUAUUAAGAAUUAUAUACUUCCAGUUUGUCUUGUAUUUUUAUCUUAAAACUGUUUAUAACAUUGAGUAUCAUUCACCCAUUCAUAAAUAUUUAUACAACAUUAGUUUUUUCACUUAAUAUUUUACCUUAAAAAUCUAUAAAACUAUAAAUAUAAAAACCUCUAAUUUCUUACCUUUUGGUUCUCCUACAUUUGAAUAAUUUAAAAACUGUAUGAGUAUGUCAAAAACAAAAAUCUAUAACUAUAAAAUAUGUUGUUUCCUUUAUGUAUUAGCUAUCAUUUAGAAAUCAGCAACGGAGUGAUUUGUUAUGACUGUAUAACACAAUUUACAUUCAAGGUGAAAAUAAAUUAACCCUCGCCUUGCUAUGUUACUUAAGAUAUAAUUGAAAUAAUAAAGAAAACAUUUUUAAUACUAACCUGACACCUGGACUCAUCAUGUGAAAGUACUAAUCUUAGACGAGUCGCAUUUCAGUGCUAAGACUUUCUCAUACAGUCGCAUUUUUUCAUACAUUUUUUCCGAAUCAAUAGAGCCAAAUUUUUUAAGUUUCUAACAUCAUAAGUAAUUCAACAAACAUUAAAUCAUGUUUACCAAUAAAUAUAAUUCUCUUGCAAGCAAAAUUUUAAAAAUGAAAUAUUUAAGAAAAUGCAUUUACAACUAGUACAAAGAACAGUGAACUCCAAAAACAAUAGUUUAAUAAAUUAAUAAUAAAAUUAUGACUUAAUUUCAAGAGUUAAAAAACUUCUACAUUUUUAAUUUAAUUUAAUGCUUGCUUUUCCAAAGUUCAGUUGCUGGUGUUUUGGAGCAACACACAAAAAUAUUUUGAGUUCUGAUGUUCUUUUAUUGUUUUUGUUUUUUAUGUGGACUUUACCCUCCUAAUGUAAAAAUUCAGCACUUACAUGACCUAACUGAAGUUUUGAAGAUAAAUUGGAAAGUCAUUAAGGUUGAAUAAUGUUAGUCUAAGGACCGGGCCUUGGGUUCCUCUUUAAGUUUUAAGUGGGAGUUAUCUAAUUUUCAAUGUGGUUGUUUAUUUUGUGUGACAUUUCUAAACUAUUUGUGAUGUGUCAUGAAGUUAGCUUGACUUCCACUUCCAUAAAAAUUUCUCCUAUUUUCAUUUUAUUUUUUUACUAACAAUAAAUCAGGCUCCAGGCAGUUUAUUCCACUGAAAGCUUCUAUCAUGAGAUAUUUCUUUUGUUGGCUGUGUUGCAGACAAUAACUAAAUAUACUAACCUUAUAUUUGUCCUGCCCUUACAAUGGACAUGAAGAAAGCGAUCUUAUAAUAAUGCUAUUCCAUUGAUCCAUGUUCAUGGCUUACUAAGAAUUAAAGUACACAGAAUUCAGAAAUAAUAGUAAAGCAGAAUCUGCUUAUGAACAAUUGCCCGAUUAUUUGCUCUGAUCAACAAUAAUGGAAAUAUUUUACUGUACUUUAUGUUGAAAAACAUGAGUCAUCUUUGAAAGAUGAAAUGAAUUUAAAUUUAAACUACAUGGUCGAGUAAUUUGUGUAUGAAAAUAAUUCUCAUUUUUAAUAAAUUUAACAUAUUUCAGAUUCUCAGAGACAUGCUUUCAUUCCUCUCAGAUACACCUAAAAUAUCACAUGCCUGUCAUAUAAAUGACUUGCUAAGUCAAUUCCCAAUUGUAAUACAACAAUAUAUUUUCUUACUAUAGUCAAAAGUUUCAUAUUAAUGAAAGUGUUUACCAUUUAAUUAUGCUUUCAUUUAUAGUUUCUCGGUUUAGUUUAGUAAUUCUACUUUAUAUGUAUCUUAGUAUUUUAUUAAUGAAUGCUAUCUAAUAACUUUAAAAAAGACAAAAUUGAGUGGUUUUUAAUUUUACAGUUUUUUUAGUUUAAUUUUUUGUCAACCAAAUAUUGUAAACAUUGUUGAUUUUAUAGUUGUUAUAUUGCACAGUUUACGAAAAUGGUCUUCAUUAUAUUGUAAAAAAUUGUAUAAUAUUCAAUUUAUUUAAAAAACAAUAAAUUAAUAGCCUAUAUUAUUAUUUAUCCUGGUGGAAUUUCUGUAACAAACUGUAAUUUAUUUUCAGUUUCUUAAUAGUGUUUUUUAUUACAUACAAAAAUCAAGAUCGUGAUUCAAUGUACCAUAUUUGUUUAUUAAUAAAAGCUUAACAGUUUUUGUAACAUGUUAA